Neltuma alba is the source of this 686-nucleotide messenger RNA. RefSeq names its product trypsin inhibitor DE-3-like. NCBI's taxonomy places the organism in Eukaryota, Viridiplantae, Streptophyta, Magnoliopsida, Fabales, Fabaceae. The record is from RefSeq and is a predicted model, not a curated record. Gene Ontology annotation, molecular function: endopeptidase inhibitor activity. The transcript has 2 exons. Bases 1 to 600 code for a protein of 199 amino acids.
AUGAAGACUACCUUGUUUGCCCUCUUCCUCUUCUUCUUUGCCUUAGUUUCGGCCAAACCAGCUUUUGUUGACACUGAUGGCAACAACAUUAUAAAUGGAGGCUAUUACUAUAUCCUCCCUGUUGUCUGGGGACCAGGUGGUGGCGUUGACAUAGCCUCCACAAGCAACGAAACCUGUCCUCUUAGCGUUGUUCAAACUUCAUCUGAACUCUUCAACGGUUCGCCUAUCAGAAUUUCUUCUCCCCACAAAAUCGCUGAGCUCGAAACAAACUAUAUCUUGGACCUCACCGUGGUUGCGCCACCUAGUUGCGCAGACACUCCGGCGACGUUGACGGUUGUGAGUGAAGACGAUGCGACAGCGAAGGUGAAACUCGCUGGGUAUGGAAACGCAGUAAGUGGUUGGUUUAAAGUUCAAGCACUUAAUGGAUUUUGGAUGAAGAAAGGGGUUUGGAUCUAUAAGAUUGAGUUCUGUCCCACAGUUGGAAAUAGUUGUGGAGAUGUUGGGAUUUCUUACGAUGAUAAGGGAAACAGGCUUUUGGCAAUAAGUCAUAAUAACCCUUUCAUGGUUGUGUUUGGCAAAGCUGAAUCAUCUGCUGAGUGAAAAGCCUAUUGCAGUGUUGAAGCCACCGCUGAAUGUAAGUGCAAGUAGUUUAGAUAACUCCUUGCACUUCUUUAAGUUUAAACGAA